AUCGACCACCAACUUUUGCGCCUUUCCACUACGGCCAUCUACACCAAACUGAGGCUCACACUGAGAUUCCGCGCGCAUUGAUCUUUGGACUCCACCUGGACCGUCUUUGCGAUCCGCGAGCCGAGCCUGCGUUUGCGCUUCACUCGCCUGCAGGUAAGCUGUGAGUCCGUGAGAGCGGCAGCGGGCUGCGGCCUAGACGACAAACGCUGCAGCAGGGAAGGCAAGUGCAAAGAUGGAGUCCUUUGACAACAUCUAUCUCGACCUUUCUAAGCAGCCUGGCAAGUGCAGACUUGCUGAGUCCGGCCUGGGAUGGAAGCCACUCGGCGGAGGCAACACCUUCACCCUCGACAAAGGCGAAUACAUGAGCGCGCAAUGGAGCAGAGCAGCACGAGGCUAUGAGAUGAAGAUCUACGCACGCAAUGCGGGCGUCGUGCAGCUGGAUGGCUUCAAAGAGGAUGAUUUCGACACAAUCCAGAAGUGCUUCAAGGUCUGGUAUGGCGUGCCGUUCGAGCACAAGGAGCAUGCUCUUCGAGGCUGGAAUUGGGGCAAGAACGAGCUGAGCAGGCACGAGCUGAUUUUCAACGUGCGCAACCAGCCCGCCUUUGAGAUUCCAUACACCGAGAUCUCGAACACCAACUUGGCCGGAAAGAACGAGGUCGCAGUCGAGUUUUCUGUGCCAGCCGACAGCGAGGACACAGGCACAAACGGCGCACUAGGAGGCGCACGAGGAAAGGGCAAGAAGAUGGGAGGCGCAGUGGACCAGCUGACUGAGGUCCGAUUCUACAUUCCUGGUACAGAAAAGCGAGCGAAGGGCGAUGAGGAUGGAGAGGAUGCAGAAGAAGGCGAAGAUGAGGAACAGAAUGCGGCCAAUUACUUCUACGAGCAACUCAUGAACAAGGCCGAGAUUGGCGAGGUGGCUGGCGACACAUUCGCAACCUUCCAGGACAUCCUGCACCUUACCCCUCGUGGACGUUUCGACAUCGACCUUUACGAAUCCUCCUUCCGAUUACGCGGUAAGACAUACGACUACAAGAUCUCAUACGAAAGCGCGAAGCGAUUCUUUCUUCUGCCUAAGCCGGACGAUAUGCAUCAGCUACUCUGUGUUGGUCUCGAUCCACCCCUUCGUCAAGGUCAGACCCGAUACCCAUUUCUGGUCAUGCAAUUCAAGAAGGAUGAGGAAGUUCAGAUCGAGCUCAACAUGACCGACGAGCAGUUGGAGAAGUACUCUGGCAAGCUCCAGGCUAAGUACGAGGCUCCUAUCGGAAAUGUCAUCUCCAAGAUCUUCCACGGUCUUACUGGCAAACGCUUGAUUCAGCCUUCGGCAGAUUUCACCAGCCAUCACCAGAUGAGUGGCGUCAAGUGUUCCAUCAAAGCCAACGAAGGCCACCUCUUCUGCCUCGACAGGGCUUUCCUGUUCGUGCCGAAGCCAGCGACCUACAUCUCGUUCGAUCACAUCUCUUCCGUGACGAUGAGUCGCGUGGGCGGAGCUGUUAGUGCCAGCCGCACAUUCGACAUCACAGUUUCAUUGAAGCAGGGAGGUGACCACCAAUUCUCCAACAUCAAUCGGGAAGAGCAACAGCCAUUGGAAACCUUCCUUAAGAUCAAGAAUAUCAAGACCAAGAACGAGAUGGACGGCGACAGCGGUAUGCUCGCAGCAGCCCUUGCCAACGACCCCGAUCUCGUUAGCAGUGAUGAUGAGGAUGUCGUGCAAGCUCGCGGCUCCGCAGAUGAGGACGAUGAAAGUGUCGACGAGGACUUCCAGGCCGAUUCAGAAUCAGACGUUGCUGAAGAAUACGACAGCGACGCCAAGAGCUCAGGAGCUGGCAGUGACGAGGAGAUGGGGGAUGCAGACGGAGACGCAGAUGGCAAUGCAAGCGAAAGCGAUACGGCUGCGAAGGUAGAGAGACCGAAGAAGAAGACGAAGACAGCCAAGUAAAAAUUCCCAGAAGGGUCAGCGAUGUCAGAAAAGGCGAAGUCUUGAUUCGAGUUGGUCAUCAAACAUCUGCUCCACUAGCAAGCCGUAAGUCAGCAGCAGUCCGAGAGCAUGCGAGAGCCUCACAGAGUCCAGUAAGGCGCGCCGCGAAAGAGGCAGCACUGCUUGCCGAGGGCUUUAACUUAUUCAGCGUUGCAUGCGGUUCUGGCGAACAAGAAGCGCAUUAUUGCAUUGGCACUGCAUUCGACCCGUAGAUAUGCGAGUGAUGCAGGAAUUGGAAACAGACAGACUUCGCUGCCAAACGAGACAGUUUCUCACUU
Molecule: messenger RNA, 2253 nt
Organism: Pseudocercospora fijiensis CIRAD86
Lineage: Eukaryota; Fungi; Ascomycota; Dothideomycetes; Mycosphaerellales; Mycosphaerellaceae
Exons: 2
Coding region: 233-1936 (567 amino acids)
Cellular component (GO): FACT complex; nucleus
Molecular function (GO): histone binding; nucleosome binding; DNA binding
Source: RefSeq, a predicted model, not a curated record